Molecule: messenger RNA, 2331 nt
Organism: Phaeodactylum tricornutum CCAP 1055/1
Lineage: Eukaryota; Bacillariophyta; Bacillariophyceae; Surirellales; Neidiaceae
Exons: 4
Coding region: 1-2331 (776 amino acids)
Source: RefSeq, a predicted model, not a curated record
AUGUACCAAGGUAAACCCAUAUUCGGCGCUCCGCUGCUCGUGUCUUCCAUCGAAGUCGUACCUCAUCUAAACAUCGAUUUCGACGUAUUCAGGUUCGGUCAUUCCAGUAGCGUCGCUAUGUUGUCAACAGGUAAUCCUGGCGACAGAACAGACUACAUGCGUGGAAUAACAGCCUUUUCUAUUUUUCUCUGCAUUCUGACGAUUUGUUGGGGGGUCACUCUCUUAGUACUCAAACUCCACUUCGGACCCGGCCGUGUCGGAUGUGCGGCUAGCGGCGGACCUAUCGACGCUCCAGCGCUGCGCAAGCAAGGUGUAUCAAGGAGGCAGCGAAAGCAACGCAUCGUCCGAGCCUGGCGAACACAAGCGACAUUUAUGACAUUAUCCAUGAUGAUUCCAUUGUUUUCGGCGCUUCUUGUGAAUCACGGGUUGCGGACUUUUAUAGAAAGCUUGCAUGAUGUGACCCAAUUCAAUGAUGAUGUCGAUUCGCUGGCGUAUCGUGGAAUUGAGAUUAUUCAUUCGCUGGAUGGUAUCGCUCGAAAUCUGCAAGCAGACGAAUUUUUAAAUGAUAUGCGUUCCGACUUUGGCACUAGCUGUCCUGAUUCCGAUAGUACAAAUAUGACGAUACAGUCUUUGGGCUUCGAAACGCUUCGAGAAGUCAUUGUUGAUGGAGCAGAUCGAAUUGAAUCUUUACUCCAAAACAGCUUGUAUCGGUUGUCGGACGCUCUUUCACGCAUCGUAUCUGAGACACAAGCAGUCGACGAUACCAUAACUUCUGUUUAUCAGUUCGGUUGGAUAUUCAAACUCUUUCUUGUUCUCGUCAACGUGAUCAACCUUUUCCUUUGGAUUGGCGUCGUCUUGAGCAAGGUCGGUGUUGAGUUUCAUGGCUAUCAAGUGAUCCUAUCGUGGGCUAUCCUACCGGCGUUCGGACUAUGUAUCCUAGCCACUGUGAGUGCAGCCGGCACCUUUCUGGCUAUAGCUUUGUUCAAUGCUGAAUAUUUGAUGAUCCCCGCGCUUACAAAAGCCACUUGGCCUACAGAUUUUUGUGCCGGAGGACCAUCUCCAGGAAGCCCGCACGGCACAUUUCGCAGUUUAGUUCAAGCACAAGGCUUCCACGAAACAAAUUCGUCCUGGCAAGUCUCAUUCAUUCGCUUAAUAUUUGCGUCAAAGGAGUGCCAAGGUGAAAAUCCUCUUGAAUUUGUGUCGGUGCUACGGCAAGAAAUUAACGACGCGGGAGCUGAGGUUCUAAAUUUCGUAUCAGUAUUCACAGUCAACCACGAUAACAUCACAGAGUCAAACGCUGUAUGUGGACAUGAUGUUUCCAAGAUUUCUAUUUCUUUAAGUUCUCUUGGUGACUCGCUGAUGAAUACAGCAGGAUACUUGGAAGCAAGCAUGAAAUUGACUGACUGUUCAAGUGUCAAACCCGUUAUUGCACAGUUGCAAACAGGGUCCACAUGUACGGAAUCUGUGGACGGUCUGGCUUGGAUAUUUGGCGGACUACUUGCACUUUGGUUUAUUUGUCUCAUGAUGUUUUCUACACGAGCGGCUCUCUACAACCCAGUGUACAAAGCGAAGCGUCGGCUUCGUCGAGAAAGGGAAUUCGAAGAGUAUCGCGUAUGGAUGGCUCAAUUCUACGAAGACACCGAGGAAUGGAUGAUUGAUCCAGUAAAGAAAUACUUGAUGGCAACUCCCCAUCCGGAAACAUUCGAUACCGAUGAAACAUCCAGGUCUUCAGAGCUAUCCAAGAAGUCGGAUUCAAGUUCUACUAACUCAAGUCAUCUUUGCGACAGUCAAAUCUACAACAAGGCAGAAACUCUGUGCCAAACACCAUCGCAUAAAAAAUAUUCUGAACAAAUCAUGAUGACACCGCUGGCAAAGGCUGCUGUUGCGGCCGGACUAGUUGCCGCUGAAGCUGCUGCAAAACGGGCACUGAAUGGCGAUACGGGAGAGGACGAUGAAAGUUGUGCGUCUUCGGAAUCUUCAGAUUCUUUUGAUCAACCGAGCGUUGUGUCCAAUAUAUCAGUGCUGGUUGACCGUUUCUUCAGUGUUCGACGAAAUAGAACUCUCUCGACUUCUAUAGACAAUCCAAGACUCGUAAAUCCCUCCAACACUAGCUCGCAAAAUGCGAAAACGGAUUAUCCUCUCCCUUCUAAUCUGCUUGGAGCCUUGGACAUGAGUUUUCAGACCAACGAGGGAGAUGAUGAUAUCUUGGCUAGGGAACCACCGACACCAUCACCCGCUCGAUCACAAUCCCGUGGGCCCACGGCUCCGAUAAAGCUACUAAAAAGCCUCGGACGCACCCAAGGAGGCUCCAAGUUGGAACAAAGAGACUAG